This is a messenger RNA of Lichtheimia ornata, 846 nucleotides long. RefSeq lists its product as uncharacterized. NCBI's taxonomy places the organism in Eukaryota, Fungi, Mucoromycota, Mucoromycetes, Mucorales, Lichtheimiaceae. The coding region runs from base 1 to 846 and encodes 281 amino acids. The record is from RefSeq and is a predicted model, not a curated record. The transcript is spliced from 4 exons.
AUGACCAACAUCCGGUGGUUUUAUAUCAAGUCAGCUACCAUCGGACAAGUUGUUUCCGUCGACUCCAAUGCCAACGAAAAUGAUACCCUUCGAUCCCAAGUUUACGUGAGACGUCCAGAGAAAACAGAUAAUGAAUUAUGGUGUUGGGAAGGGCGUUAUCUUGUCAAUAAAUCAAGCCGACUCGUCCUUGACAUUCGAAAGGGCAAGCUACGUUUGAUCGAGGACACUGACAUUUGCGUGUAUUCCAAGAAACCAGCAGAUGAAGCAUCCAAUCAACUAUGGGAUUUUCAAAAUGUGACAGAUGACGGCGAAGUGGUUCGGAUCUUUUCUUACUCCAACAAUGACUGGGUGCUUGACAUACAAUUCAAUGGAAGAGGCGAUCGAAAACUAGUGCUUGCUCCACGACAGCCAUUUGAUGAUGAGAGCCAACGAUGGGUGUUUGUCCCCACGGCAAUCGAUGGGAAUGAUGAUGCUGCGCUUUCUGGGGACAUGCCAUCAUUCGAGGUUGCACCUAUCCGCGUAGAUGCAUAUAAAGCAAGUCAUCAACUCGUCUUUUUGGAGGGUAAUCCCCAUUUAAGCGACAAAAGGAUCGCUAUGGCAGCGGCUUACCAUGUAUGGAAAGCCUGGAGACAAGAAAAUGCAUUACAAAAGUAUCAUGAUGACGAUAAUAGAGACAAGAGCAGUUCUAAGGCUGUUCAAACGCAUUUGCAGGAGAUGGCAAAAGUUGAGGCAUCGAGGAUCUUUGAUGAAUCUGAUCAGUUGAACAAUCACAAGGAGACAGCUAUUUCUUUGGCAGAACGCUUGGUGAUCAAUCUCUAUCUGCUUUCUCCACAACAAUUUAUAUGA